This is a messenger RNA of Tarenaya hassleriana, 4397 nucleotides long. RefSeq names its product myosin-2-like. Gene Ontology annotation, molecular function: actin filament binding; ATP binding; microfilament motor activity. The record is from RefSeq and is a predicted model, not a curated record. Gene Ontology annotation, cellular component: vesicle; myosin complex; cytoplasm. Bases 678 to 4301 code for a protein of 1207 amino acids. Gene Ontology annotation, biological process: actin filament organization; vesicle transport along actin filament. Lineage: Eukaryota; Viridiplantae; Streptophyta; Magnoliopsida; Brassicales; Cleomaceae. The transcript is spliced from 24 exons.
GAGAAAGCAAAAGCCGCAUCCUUUGAGGAAAAAUCAGCAUUUUCUCACGAAAGAAACUUAUCAGAGGUUUUAUUUUCCCAGGAACCAAACAAUUGCUUUUCUCCCUGCUAGUCCUCUCUGAUAAACAACCUUAACUUCUCUCUCUGUUUGUCCUUUCUCUCUCUCUCUGCCCCCAUCGGCCUCGUAAGUUUCGCUCUCUUUUCUUUUUUUUUUCAGAAAAAAAAGUUCUGUCGUUGGCAAUGGCUUUGGCUUUCUACUCUUUUCCAUGUUUGGAAAAUUCGGUUUUUCCCCGUUUUGACUCCAUUCUUCUGCUGUUAUUCAGUUUCUAAUCUCGACGACAAAUGCAGGGGUUUCCAUUUUUUCCCCAAAAAAAAUUUCGUCGAAAACCCUCGAGAUUUUCACUUUCUCGUAAAAAAAUUUAGAAAUUUGGUCGCUGAAUCUCUGAUAUUCAGGUUUCCCCAGAAGCUCUCAGGUUCCGAGGAGCACGCUUGGUUAACCGAGGCCUGGGAUUCUUCUUCUGGUUUCGACGUUUUCUUCCGUCUCCUCCAUGAUUUGGUAAAUUAGGGUUUAUGAAGUUCGAAUUGCGCGAAAUGCUUGUCGAUUAAGCCACCGCGAGGGAUUUCUAUUGGUGGGUUCUUGAUUUCUUCCGCGAUUACUUUUGGUGAGUGGCAAAGAGAAUGAUGUUAUCGGCGUCGCCGACGACACCGGGGAAAAGCUCGCUGGAGGAGAUGCUUGAGUCUCUCUGCCGGCAAGACGAGUGUGACCGGCCGAGAGAUACUCCGCCGGCGCUUCCGGCCCGGCCCAAUUCGAGGGCGCGGCUGCCGUCGGCACGCCGAUCGCUUCCGGCGAACUUCAGCGUCGGAAAUGUGAUGGGCACUGUCUCCGCCGUGGCGGAGGGCGAAGGCAAGGGGAAGGAGGAAGGGAAGAGGAAAGAGAAGGAUUUGAGAGUGAAGAGAAAGAGCUUCGGGAGCAAGAAGAUGAAGACUGAGCAGAGUGCGGAAUCUCCUUACACGGCGGAGGAGAAGGACGCAACAAUGGAGGAUGUGAAGAGUAGUAGUGGUCAGGUGAGUCAUGUGAAGAAGGAGGCGGAGGGUAAGAAAUCGCUGGAACCUGAAUGGAACGAUAACGUUGAGUAUUUCAUCAAGAAGAAACUUCGUGUUUGGUGUCGGGUACCUGAUGCACAAUGGCAACUGGGAAUGAUACAGUCUACCCCCGGUGAUGAGUCCUUUGUCGUGUUGUCCAGUGGAAAUGUUGUGAAAGUGUCGACAGAAGAGCUCUUCCCUGCAAACCCAGAGAUUCUCGAAGGCGUUGAAGAUCUUAUACAGCUAAGUUAUCUGAAUGAGCCAUCAGUCCUUUACAACCUCCGGGCCAGAUAUUCUCAAGACUUGAUUUAUAGUAAAGCAGGGCCAGUUUUGAUUGCAGUCAAUCCAUUUAAGGACGUGCCGAUUUAUGGAAAAGAUAUCCUCUCGGCUUAUCAGCAGAAGGUUUUGGAUACUCCUCAUGUGUAUGCUGUGGCAGACGCAGCUUAUAAUGAGAUGAUGAGAGAUGAGAAGAACCAGUCCAUCAUUAUAAGCGGGGAAAGUGGAGCUGGGAAAACUGAGACGGCAAAAUUUGCGAUGCAGUAUUUGGCCGCUCUUGGUGGAGGAAGUAGCUGUGGAAUAGAGUAUGAAAUCCUAAAGACAAAUAGUAUUCUCGAAGCAUUUGGGAAUGCUAAAACAUCAAGAAAUGCAAACUCUAGCCGAUUUGGCAAACUGAUUGAGAUUCAUUUCAGUGCGACGGGAAAGAUAUGUGGAGCCAAAGUUGAGACUUUUCUAUUGGAGAAGACAAGAGUGGUUCAGUUGUCUGUUGGCGAAAGAUCCUACCACAUCUUUUAUGAAUUGUGUGCUGGGGCUUCUCCAACUCUUAAAGAGAAAUUGAAGCUUAAGACGGCGAGUGAGUACAGCUAUCUGAAUCAGAGCGAUUGCUUGAUCAUUGAUGGUGUUGAUGAUGCUAAGAAGUUUCACAAACUGAUGGAAGCUUUCGAUAUCGUUAAAAUACCCAAAGGUGAUCAAGACCGUACAUUUGCAUUGCUUGCUACUGUCUUAUGGAUAGGGAACAUAUCUUUCCAAGUGAUUGACAAUGAAAAUCAUGUGGAGGUCGUAGCAGAUGAAGCUGUAACAAAUGCUGCAAUGCUGAUGGGCUGCAAUCCAGACGAGCUUAUGGUGGUUUUGUCUACCCGUAAGCUCCAAGCCGGUAGGGACUGUAUUGCUAAAAGACUGACAUUGCCGCAGGCAAUUGAUAUGAGGGAUGCAUUGGCUAAAUUCCUCUACGCAGGCCUUUUUGAAUGGCUCGUUGGACGAAUAAACGUUGCAUUGGAAGUUGGUAAAUCACUCACGGGGAGAUCUUUGAGUAUUCUUGAUAUAUAUGGGUUCGAAUCAUUCAAGAAUAACAGCUUCGAGCAAUUCUGUAUUAAUUAUGCGAACGAGAGAUUGCAGCAACACUUCAACCGGCAUUUAUUUAAACUCGAACAAGAGGAGUAUGAAGAGGAUGGAAUUGAUUGGACCAAGGUUGAAUUUGAAGACAAUCAAGAGUGCUUAGAUCUCAUCGAGAAGAAACCCAUCGGUUUGUUGUCUCUAUUAGACGAGGAAUCGAAUUUUCCAAAGGCAACUGAUCUGACCUUUGCAAAUAAGCUCAAGCAGCACUUGAAAGCUAACCGCCGCUUCAAAGGAGAACGAGGUCGGGCCUUCAGAGUUAACCAUUAUGCCGGAGAGGUUCUCUAUGACACGAAUGGUUUUUUGGAGAAGAAUCGGGAUCCACUACACACUGAUCUUAUCCGACUUUUAUCGUCAUCCAACUGCCAGUUGUUGGACUCGUUUUCUACAAGAAACCCUAAUAAGUCUCAGAAGCCAUUGACGUUUUCAGAUUCUACGAAUCAAAGUGUCGGAACUAAGUUUAAGGGUCAACUUUUCAAGUUGAUGAACAAGUUGGAGAACACGACUCCGCAUUUUAUCCGAUGCAUCAAGCCGAAUUCUAAGCAGCGUCCCGGCGUAUAUGAGGAGGAUCUUGUCCUUCAACAGCUUAGAUGUUGUGGUGUUUUAGAGGUCGUUAGAAUAUCGAGAUCGGGAUAUCCUACUCGGUUGACUCAUCAAGAGUUUUCGGGAAGAUAUGGAUUUCUCCUCUCCGACAAGAAAGUAUCUCGGGAUCCAUUGAGCAUAUCAAUUGCUGUUCUGAAGCAAUUCAAUAUUCCUCCCGAAAUGUUUCAAGUUGGUUAUACAAAACUGUACCUCCGAACAGGGCAGAUCGGUGUCCUCGAGAAUAGAAGAACGCUGAUUCUCCGAUGCGUCCUUGGUGUACAAAAGUGCUUCCGAGGACAGCGGUCUCGUCGAUGUUUCCAACAGCUGAGGAGUGGGGCAAUAUUACUGCAAUCAUAUAUCCGAGGUGAAAACGCCCGAAGAAAGUAUGAUGUCGAGGCGAAGAUACGUGCAGCGGCUAUAUCCCGAUCGAUCGAUGAAGAGCUAACUGCAACCAUAUUCUUGCAGUCAGCGGUACGAGGUUGGUUGGCUAGGAAGCAGUUCGAGAGAAUGCAAAGGCAGAAAAAAUUACACGGUGAGAAGACGGAACUAAGAAGGAAAUCAAGCGGGACGGUUCCGGAAGACAAGAUCCCGCCUUCAUCAGCUCUGGCCGAACUCCAGAGACGAGUUCAGAAAGCCGAAGCAGCUUUACUGCAGAAGGAAGACGAGAACGUUGCGCUGCGGGAUCAGUUGCGGCAAUUCGAGGCAAGGUGGUCGGAUUAUGAGGUGAAGAUGAAGUCGAUGGAGGAGACUUGGCUAAAGCAGGUGGCGUCAUUGCAGAUGAGUCUUGCGGCUGCGAGAAAGACAUUGGCUUCGGACAACAACGGAAUCCAUACAACGAAACCCGAACCUUCGAUAUCGCCACUCGGCUACGGCUAUGAUUCAGAGGAUACACUGUCCAUAGGAACUCCUGGAGUGAACACUCCCACGAAAUACAUCAAUGGCGGAACUCCAGAGAUCAGGAUCAAUGGCAGUUUGAACGCUGUGACCAAUCUGGCGAGAGAAUUCGAACAGCGGAAAUUCAAUUUCGACGAAGACGUGAGAUUUCUUGCUGAGGAGAAACCUGGACCGACAUCAACUUCAUCCGAGGGGCAACACCACCCGGAAGAAGAACUCAAGAAACUGAAGCAAAGAUUCAAGACAUGGAAGAAAGAUUACAAAGCCAGAUUACGAGAGACGAGGGCAAGACUCCAUAGACUAGAAGGACAAAAGGGCCACCACCGGAAAUGGUGGGGAAAGAUCAGAUCUUAGGGAUUCAGCCCCAGAAAACACUUUAAAACUUAGCCGAGCAGCCCCCUAGAUUCAGCCAUGUGCAUAAAAUAUCAAAUUAGGGUUUUUUCUUUUCCA